Misgurnus anguillicaudatus (oriental weatherfish) is the source of this 1576-nucleotide messenger RNA. It is a transcript of the gene ucp1, whose product is annotated as uncoupling protein 1. NCBI's taxonomy places the organism in Eukaryota, Metazoa, Chordata, Actinopteri, Cypriniformes, Cobitidae. Gene Ontology annotation, biological process: transmembrane transport. The record is from RefSeq and is a predicted model, not a curated record.
CAAAGAAACACCUCCCUGCGCAAAUGGAUGUAAAAAAAAAAGAAAGCGGUAUCUGAUAUAUAAAGAAAGAUGGGAUGACAGCUGCUCUUGCAACAACUUGAGGUUUCACUCUUAGAGCCCUGUCAUACCAUCAGACAGAGAAAUACAACCACAGGUGUCAGUAUGGUGGGUUUAAAGCCAUCUGAUGUACCACCUCCUCUUGGAGUUAAAGUUUUGAGCGCAGGGACAGCUGCCUGCAUUGCUGAUUUAGUCACUUUUCCUCUGGACACAGCUAAAGUUCGCCUGCAGAUCCAGGGAGAGAAAGCCACGACAGGAGCGGCUAAAGGCAUCAGGUACAGGGGUGUGUUUGGGACCAUCAGCACCAUGGUAAGAACGGAGGGGCCGCGCUCGCUGUACAACGGAUUAAUAGCAGGACUCCAGAGACAGAUGGCUUUUGCAUCCAUACGAAUCGGCCUUUAUGACAGCGUCAAGGGCUUCUACACAAGGGGCAAAGACAACCCCAAUGUGGGCAUAAGGAUCUUAGCGGGCUGCACCACAGGUGCCAUGGCUGUGUCCGUGGCGCAGCCCACAGACGUUGUGAAGGUGCGUUUCCAAGCCCAGAUGAACCUGCAGGGUGUGGGACGGCGCUACAAUGGCACCAUGCAGGCUUACAGACAAAUAUUUCAGCUAGAGGGUCUCCGAGGAUUGUGGAAAGGAACUCUACCCAACAUCACAAGAAACGCCCUGGUCAACUGUACAGAACUUGUUUCUUAUGACCUGAUCAAGGAAGCCAUUCUUGGACACAAACUGAUGUCAGAUAACCUGCCCUGCCACUUCACGUCUGCGUUUGGAGCCGGUUUCAUCACCACAGUGAUCGCGUCCCCGGUGGAUGUCGUGAAGACUCGAUACAUGAACUCUCCUCCUGGUCAAUACAAAAGCUCCAUCAACUGCGCAUGGACUAUGAUGACCAAAGAGGGUCCAACUGCUUUUUACAAGGGGUUUGUCCCAUCUUUCCUGAGGUUGGGCUCUUGGAAUGUGGUGAUGUUUGUGUCUUUCGAGCAGCUCAAGAGAGCCAUGAUGAUGUCCAGGAGCAGACUAGAAGAGGCCACAUAGACGAUCAAAACACAAAAUCUAUAUUUUCAACUCAAAGACUUUAAAACCUCUCCAGAACAAAGAUGAAAACUGGAGGAGAUCAUUUCAACUUCUUAAUAUUCAGAUAUGGAAGUUGAAUAGCCAACACUACAGGAUGCUGAAACUCUGAAUGGCAUCACGUUCGCCAGCCUUAAUUUCAAGGCAUUUCUUUCAUGUAAAUUACAUAUUUUUUUUGUAAAUUAUGAAAAAUGCAGAAAUUGAAACCAAUGCUCUGUACCUCACUUUGUGAUGUGUUAAUGUAUAUAAUGUUUGUGUAAUAUUUAUAUUUCUAGUCAUAAAUACUUUUUACCAUAACAUGUAUUUGUUAUACCCUGACCAUAUUCCUGUAAUGGGCCAAAAGUGAGACAGCCUCAGUACUGAUAACCUCAAGAUAUGCAUACACAGCUAAAAACUGGAUUGCCGUCUUUAUAGUGAAGGUGGAAAAUUAAAAUGUGUAUGUACAAUA